AUGUUUUCUUUCUCUUCUCUUUUGACCCUUGUUAUCGCCCUCCCUGCGCUGGUUGCAGGUGAGCUCUCUGGCAAAGUCGGUCCUACCACUUCUCAUGCCACCAAGGCUGCCAAAAAGACUUGCGACAUUACCAAAUACGGAGCUGUUGCUGAUGGCAAGACUGAUAUCAGUGCUGCUCUGAACAGUGCUUUUACUGCUUGCAAGACUGGUGGUGUUGUGGUUAUUCCUACUGGCAAUUAUGCCAUGUCCAAGUGGGUCAAGUUGGCUGGCGGCAACAACUGGGCUCUGCAGCUUGAUGGUCUCAUCACUCGUACUGGAACUGAUGGUGGUAAUAUGAUUAUGAUUGAGCACAGCAACGACUUCGAGCUCUUCUCCUCAACCGGCAAGGGCGCCAUCCAAGGCAACGGCUAUCAAUUCCACAUCCAAGGCAGCAUAUCCGGCCCUCGUCUCCUACGCGUUUGGGACGUGACCAAUUUCUCCGUCCACGACAUCACUCUCGUCGACUCUCCCUCCUUCCACUUCUCCGUUGACACCUGCACGAAUGGCGAAGUCUACAACAUGGCCAUCCGCGGCGGCAACCAAGGAGGUCUUGACGGCAUCGAUGUCUGGAGCAACAAUAUCUGGAUUCACGAUGUCAUGGUGACCAACAAAGACGAGUGCGUUACCGUAAAAUCACCCGCGAAGAACAUUUUGGUGGAGAAUGUUUACUGUAACUGGAGCGGUGGUUGCGGUAUGGGAUCGUUCGGCACUGGUACCGCUGUGUCAGACAUUACUUACAGAAACAUCUACACUUGGUCUAGCAAUCAGAUGUUCAUGCUCAAGUCGAAUGGAGGCGAUGGCAGCAUCUCCAACGUCACGCUGGAAAACUUCAUCGGGCAUGGGAAUGCGUAUUCCUUGACGCUCGACCAAGCAUGGACUUCGAUGAAGACCAUUGCUGGCAAUGGCGUUCAGCUCUCAAACUUCCACAUCUCCAACUGGACGGGUACAGAGGUCAAAGGAACAGCGCGUGGCCCUAUCAAAGUUGCUUGCGCUGCAAAGGCACCUUGCCAUGAUGUCAACAUCAGCGACUUUGCCAUGUGGACCGAACAAGGGGGUUCUCAGUUCUACUCUUGCGAGAACGCAUAUGGAAGUGGAUUUUGUCUCAAGAGUGGUACGAACUAUGCGGCGUAUCCGGCCACGACUCAGUGGGUUAGCAAGGCUCCUGCAGGAUAUGCUGCUCCUACUAUGGCUGCAGACUUGAAGACUGCUUUUGGAACUACGUUGAGCAUUGCUGUUCCUACCAUGCCGGCGAGCUUUUUCCCUGGUGUGUUGCCGAUUACCAAGUUGGCUGGUAGCAAGUAG
Messenger RNA from Aureobasidium namibiae CBS 147.97, 1341 nucleotides. Its product is annotated as rhamnogalacturonase A. The record is from RefSeq and is a predicted model, not a curated record. The transcript has 2 exons. Gene Ontology annotation, molecular function: polygalacturonase activity. Lineage: Eukaryota; Fungi; Ascomycota; Dothideomycetes; Dothideales; Saccotheciaceae. Gene Ontology annotation, biological process: carbohydrate metabolic process. Bases 1 to 1341 code for a protein of 446 amino acids.